AUGUGUUGAUUUACUGCAUUAUUUUGAGGUGCUUUGAGCUUUAUUGGGGUGCAAUGCUGGGAUUCAAUGCGGCAUCGAAGUGUCUGAUAGUGCUGAUCCAUAUUAUAAUGCUGUGUGUGUGGCCUUGCAAAUCUGGGGAUCAGCCCCCCAAUCCUGCCUGUCGCCUGCAGAUCAUUAAAGCAGUUGAGGAAUAUGAAUAUAUCCAGGAAGGAGACAUCAUGAUCGGAGGGGUGAUGACUGUAGACAUGAAUGCUCAAAUCAUAACUUUACCAUCGGACAAAUCUAAAUUCAAAACCAAAUUGUUAUGUUUUGGCCCCAAUGGCCAGAAUAUGAAGUACUUGGUGGACUUUCGAUUUGCUGUGGAGCAAACUAACAAGGAUCCAGAGCGGUUACCCAAUGUGACUUUGGGGUACCAUAUAUACAAUUCCUGUGGGAGUUCACUGAAGGCAGUGAGGAGUGUAUUACAGAUAUUAUCUGGUACCAGGGAGCCGGUUCCCAAUUACUCCUGUGUGGGAAAGAGAAACAUUGCUGGAUUUAUUGGGGAUCUCACCUCAGAGACAACUCUACCCAUAGCCCAGAUUCUCACUGUGUAUGGAUAUUCCCAGAUCAGUUAUGGAGCUACAGACCCAGCGCUCAGUGACAGAGGCACCUUCCCGUACUUUUUCCGCACCGUACAGAACAUUCACAGUGAGUUUUAUGCUUUAGGGCAAUUACUGAGACAUUUUGGCUGGACCUGGGUUGGAAUAAUUACAUCUGAUGAUAUCAGUGGAGAGGAAGAAUAUAAGCUCUUGGCCAAGUAUCUCUCCAGCGCUGGUGUCUGCAUUGAGUUCACAUUAAAACUUCAUAAAAGUCGUCAAAACUAUGUUCACAGUGUAACUGAUCAUUUCAAGAAAACUAUCGCCUUUUCCUCUACCAAUGUCAUUUUAAUUUGUGGAACUGUCAUUUUAUUAUUUUUUACCUAUUUAACAAAUGCAAAUUUUUACCAGAGAGAGACAAUAAUCCUUUCAUCAAACUGGGGGGCUAAUGAUGCAUUGAUUACUUACAACCCAGUAUUAUUUAAUUACAGCCUGGUGCUUGUGCCAGGGUACCAUUAUGAUCUGGAUACUCCUGAAAUGAGGAGCUUUUUAGAGACUUUCCACCCUUCUAAUUACCCAGAAGACAAAUUACUUGGAGAUAUAUGGAUGAUUUAUCUGUAUUGUUUGUCUAAAGACCCAAAUAAGAAUUAUAUUUACCAAUAUAUUUACUUUGCUGUUCCACUUCUCCAAAACUGCACUGGGCAGGAGCGAAUUACAGACAUUUAUAGUUUUGGAGGAAAUUCCAACUCUCCCCGAGUGCAUCUGGCAGUUGAUAUGAUGUCUCGUGCUCUGCAUGAUAUGAACAUGAAACUUUAUAAGAAAACUGUAAGGAACAGAGAAAGAUUUUUGAAGUCUGAGUUGCACCAAAAUUUAAAGAAACUUCAGUUAAAAUCCAAACAUGGUGAAAUCUUCUCAUUUAAUGAAAAUGAAGAGUAUCUCACUAGGUACAAGAUCUAUAGCAACUUUAUUACUCUUGAUGGAAUGGUGACCAGAAACUUUGUUGGUGAGUUCUCUCCAUGGGCACCACUAGAUCAGCAGCUGAGUAUAACCUCAAAGGCAAUUCCAUGGAAGACAAUAGACAGCAAAAUCCCAAGAGCUCAAUGUACGGAUAAUUGUCUCCCAGGAUACAGGAAGAUGCCAAUUCCUGAAGUCCAACCCUGCUGUUAUGAUUGUGUUCCAUGUUCUGAGACAGAGAUCUCUAAUAUAAUCGACAGUGUGAGCUGCACCCAAUGCCCUGACAUGGAAUGGCCUAAUGAGAUGAAAGAUCAGUGUGUACAAAGAAAUGAGGUUUUUCUAUCAUACAGUAAUGAUGUGAUUUCCAUAUUUUUCACAACUAUUUCUAUUCUUUUUUCUCUAAUAAUUCAGUUGAUAUUUCAAGUCUUAAUUACCUACCGGAACACCCCCAUUGUGAGAGCCAACAACAGGAGCCUGAGCUUCCUCCUCCUUGUCUCCAUCAAGCUGAGCUUCCUCAGUGUGUUUCUGUUCCUCGGUCGCCCUGUGGAUAUAACCUGCAUGCUGCGUAACAUCACUUUUGGAAUCACCUUCUCCAUAGCUGUCUCUUCUCUCCUGGCCAAGACUAUCAUGGUUUGUGUUGCUUUCAAAGCCACCAAGCCAGGGAGCUCAUGGAGAAAAUGGGUGGGAGUCAAACUGUCCAAUUCUGUAGUCUUGUUCUGCUCAUCCAUUCAAAUAAUAAUCUGCAUGACUUGGUUGGCCAUUUCUCCUCCCUUUCAGGAACUGGACCUUCACACUUACCCUGGAACCAUCAUCAUUCAGUGCAAUGAGGGCUCAGCUAUUGGCUUUUACUCAGUUAUUGGGUAUAUGGGGCUUCUGGUAGCUGUUAGUUUUGUUUUAGCAUUUUUAGCUCGGACAUUACCGGACAGUUUUAAUGAGGCCAAGUACAUCACUUUCAGCAUGUUGCUCUUCUGCAGUGUUUGGAUCACAAUGAUCCCGGCCUAUCUGAGCACCAAAGGCAAAAACACUGUGUGUGUGGAGAUAUUUGCCAUACUCACCUCAAGUGCUGGACUUUUAGCCUGUAUAUUUCUGCCAAAAUGUUACACAAUAUUGUUUAGAGCUGAAAUGAACACAAAAACCCAUUUACUUGUAAACAAACCUUGA
Molecule: messenger RNA, 2690 nt
Organism: Xenopus laevis (African clawed frog)
Lineage: Eukaryota; Metazoa; Chordata; Amphibia; Anura; Pipidae
Product: vomeronasal type-2 receptor 26-like
Exons: 6
Coding region: 54-2690 (878 amino acids)
Source: RefSeq, a predicted model, not a curated record